UUAAAUAAAAACAAUUUAGAGACAUGUCAUCAUAUAGUUAAAUAUUAAAAUAAUCGUCAUGCAUUUCAGACCGUAACUGCAAUACUAUUUUAUAAGUUUGUAAAACGUAAUAUCUCUUACCGAACGUGCGAACACGUGAGAUUUAUAAACAACGCUAUGUUUUAUUCUUAACAAUCUGUAUGCGUGUUUUCUAACAAAUUAUUUAGAUGUGUUCAUGCUUUUAAUCUGAAAGCUGUGUCAAUGAAUUUAUUGUAAUUCCCGUAAUAAUGUUUGUAAUGUAAUGAAUGUCACAACUUUUGUUUUAGCGGUUUCGUCCUCUACGAAUUCGAACAAUCCUGAUACACAUAACGAUAGCACGCUAUCACUUGCGGCAGCAGUGGGAGGAUCAGUUGGUGGAUUUGCCGCUGGUGUAGCUUUGGUUAUUGUUAUUAUUGUGCUAAGACGCCGGUAUCGGGUCACAUGCCCGUGUCAGCGCAGAGAAGAAUCUGGUCAUCAGUCUGACAAUAGUGACACAUACGCACGAAUAAACGCGAACGCUAGAAGCCAAGAAGGACAUAUGUACGCGGGAUUACAUGCAAACAGAAACUCUGAAUACGAUGUUGUUGAACCAGGACAUUUUGAAACCAACAUAAAUCAGCUACACCAAGAAGCGUAUGUACGAUUAGAUUCGUGCUUAAGGAAUCAAGAGAUAUACAACUCACUGACUACACCCCAGCCUCAGCCAAACAGUGAACCGAAAUCAGUAGAUUCUCAGUUGUGAAUUCAAUUGCUUCGUAGAAGAAAUGUUUUUGUUCUUUUCACAAAUAUGUAUAUCCCUUAACUCAUGUGUAUUUCUAAGUUAUACUUGAUUUAUUGUGUCGUUCACUUUCAAUCAACUUUUGAAUCACAAAUACAGUGAGUUUCAUUAACAAAGGUUAUUAGGAAUGACAAUGUUUUUGCUAUAACGGAAAAUUAUAUGUAUGUAAGGAUGGAAAAUUACGUCAGCAGAUCAAAAUUAUGAUAAUUGGUAAAGUUUGAAGUAAGUUAAGCGCUUAUAGUUCGAGGUUUAAACGAAACCAACUGCAAACAAAGUAGACUGUUUAAGUACAUGUACAGGUAACGUAGUGCUAUUUCUUGUAUUGUCAUAAAAAUAAAUGAUCUUGAUAUCAAAUCAGCCUCAGUCUUUGGAACAUGUACAUGUAGCGUUCUUUACAAUUUAUCUUACGUUGUUAUUUAUCAUUGACUGCUGGCAUGUAUAACUUGUAUCGUACGAACACCUACCAUAAUGCCACUCUAGAUAGCUGAGCUUUUUAUUUACUAUUAUUAAGGUCAAUGCCAUAGUUUGAAAACCCAAUUUUCAAAAUGUAAUUUAUAAUGCUAGAUUUUUUUAAACAGGAUUAAAUGUUUAAAGCU
Dreissena polymorpha is the source of this 1392-nucleotide messenger RNA. RefSeq lists its product as uncharacterized. The coding region runs from base 281 to 760 and encodes 159 amino acids. The transcript has 6 exons. The record is from RefSeq and is a predicted model, not a curated record. NCBI's taxonomy places the organism in Eukaryota, Metazoa, Mollusca, Bivalvia, Myida, Dreissenidae.